GUCAUUUUGAAGCAACAAGAAAUGAACUAAAGCGGCAGAAAAUAGUUAAUUAGUUAGGUGAGUGGUUAAGCUGUAUGAAUCAUAAUGCUUCGUUGUCACCCGUCCUUAACUAGGGUUACAACUAACUACGGUUAAGAUCCAAAUCUUAAUUCUUCUUUUCUCAAACACUAUAUAAAUAAAAGGGAAACAAAGAUUUCUCAGGAAACCCAAGGAAAAAAAAAGAAGAGCGUCUUAAUAAACGCUCAUCUUUCUUCUAGUUUUCUUCUUCGAUCUUCUUCAUUUUUGUUCAAUUUUUGUUUGAUAAUCAUCGAAAAUGAGAGAGUGCAUUUCAAUUCACAUUGGUCAAGCUGGUAUUCAAGUUGGAAAUGCGUGCUGGGAACUUUACUGCCUCGAGCAUGGCAUCCAGCCUGAUGGCCAAAUGCCCAGUGACAAGACUGUUGGCGGAGGAGAUGAUGCAUUCAACACCUUCUUCAGUGAAACUGGUGCUGGAAAGCAUGUCCCUCGUGCAAUUUUUGUAGAUCUUGAACCCACUGUCAUUGAUGAAGUAAGAACUGGAACAUACCGUCAACUCUUCCACCCUGAGCAACUCAUCAGCGGCAAAGAAGAUGCUGCCAACAACUUUGCCCGUGGACACUACACAAUUGGCAAAGAGAUUGUUGAUCUCUGCUUGGAUCGUAUUCGUAAGCUUGCUGACAACUGUACCGGUCUGCAAGGUUUCCUAGUCUUUAAUGCAGUUGGUGGAGGUACUGGUUCCGGAUUGGGGUCACUUCUUUUGGAACGUCUUUCAGUUGAUUAUGGAAAGAAGUCAAAGCUUGGUUUCACUGUGUACCCAUCACCCCAGGUCUCCACCUCUGUUGUUGAGCCUUACAACAGUGUCCUCUCAACCCACUCUCUCCUCGAGCACACUGAUGUUGCUGUGCUCCUCGACAAUGAGGCUAUCUAUGAUAUCUGCAGGCGCUCGCUUGACAUUGAACGCCCUACCUACACCAACCUUAACCGUCUUGUAUCUCAGGUGAUUUCAUCCCUCACAGCCUCAUUGAGGUUUGAUGGUGCCUUGAAUGUUGAUGUGACCGAGUUCCAGACCAAUUUGGUCCCAUAUCCUAGAAUCCACUUCAUGCUUUCAUCCUAUGCCCCAGUCAUCUCAGCUGAGAAGGCCUACCAUGAGCAGCUUUCGGUUGCUGAAAUCACUAACAGUGCUUUUGAGCCUUCAUCUAUGAUGGCCAAGUGUGAUCCUCGCCAUGGAAAAUACAUGGCUUGUUGUCUGAUGUACCGUGGUGAUGUUGUUCCCAAGGACGUUAAUGCAGCUGUUGCCACCAUCAAGACUAAGAGAACUAUCCAGUUUGUUGAUUGGUGCCCAACUGGUUUCAAGUGUGGUAUCAACUACCAGCCACCUACUGUUGUUCCAGGUGGUGACCUUGCCAAGGUCCAGAGAGCUGUUUGCAUGAUCUCCAACUCCACCAGUGUUGCUGAGGUCUUCUCUCGCAUUGACCACAAAUUUGAUCUUAUGUAUGCCAAACGUGCCUUUGUUCACUGGUAUGUCGGUGAGGGUAUGGAAGAAGGAGAAUUCUCUGAAGCUCGUGAGGAUCUUGCUGCUCUUGAGAAGGAUUACGAGGAGGUUGGUGCCGAGUCUGCUGAGGGAGACGAUGGUGAUGAGGGAGAUGAGUACUGAGCUUUAGAAGAAGUUAUAAUGAUUUACAACAAGCCUGUACUAGUUCUUUGCUGUUUUCUGUUCCUGUUUGAUGGUGAUGAAAGACUUGUAUGUUUCUUAAGUUUUCUUAAUAAUCAUGGUUAUGUGGUGUGAAAUAUUGGUAUUUGGAUGUAGUUAAUAGGAAAGUUUCUGGAAAUGAUGAAUGGCUUUUGGAAACUUGCAUUCA
Molecule: messenger RNA, 1874 nt
Organism: Papaver somniferum (opium poppy)
Lineage: Eukaryota; Viridiplantae; Streptophyta; Magnoliopsida; Ranunculales; Papaveraceae
Product: tubulin alpha chain-like
Exons: 4
Coding region: 314-1669 (451 amino acids)
Biological process (GO): mitotic cell cycle; microtubule cytoskeleton organization
Cellular component (GO): microtubule; cytoplasm
Molecular function (GO): structural constituent of cytoskeleton; GTP binding
Source: RefSeq, a predicted model, not a curated record